This is a messenger RNA of Lemur catta (Ring-tailed lemur), 1065 nucleotides long. RefSeq names its product CD209 antigen-like. NCBI's taxonomy places the organism in Eukaryota, Metazoa, Chordata, Mammalia, Primates, Lemuridae. The transcript is spliced from 6 exons. The record is from RefSeq and is a predicted model, not a curated record.
AUGAGUGACUCUAAAGAGCUUGGUGUCCUGGGGUGUCUGGGCCGCGGCCCCCUAGGGCUGCUGUUUCUGGCCUUCAUGCUCCUUGCUGUGCUCCUGGUGACCAUCGUCAUCCAAGUCUCCAAGCUUCCCAGCUCCAUGGGGCAAGAGCAGUCCAGGCAGGAGGCGAUCUAGGAACUGACCCAGCUGAAGGCUGGAGUCCAUGAGUUCCCACAAAGGUCCAGGCAGGAGAAGAUCCACCAGGAACUGACCCAGCUGAAGGCUGCAGUUGACCACCUGUGUCGCCCCUGUCCUUGGGAAUGGACAUUCUUCCAAGGAAACUGUUACUUCUUCUCCUACUCCCAACGGAACUGGCACGACUCCAUCACCGCCUGCCAGGAGGUGGGGGCCCAGCUGGUUGUCAUCAAAGGCGAGGAGGAGCAGAGUUCCGGGAGGAACCGCUUCUCCUGGUUUGGGAUGUCAGACCUGACUCAUGAAGGCACGUGGCAGUGGGUGGAUGGUUCUCCUCUGCCACCCAGCUUCACCAACCAUUGGAACAGCGGCGAGCCCAACAACAUCGGGGAGGAAGACUGUGUGGAAAUAUUCAGCCAGGGCUGGAAUGACCGCAGAUGCGAUAUUGCCAAAUUCUGGAUCUGCAAAAAGUCUGCCGCCUCCUGCUCCAGGGAGGAAGGGCGGGUUCCUUCCUCAGCCCCUGCUGCCCCAACCCAGUCUGCUGAAUAGCAAAAUUUUCCCCACUUUUAAGGCAGGGUUCCUUCUCCUGUUCCCGGACCUUAGCAAAGCCCUGGGACUGAUCUCUAUAAGAUUCCUCAUCCCCCAUGGGCCUGGGUCCCCUUCUGUCCUUCCUCUGAUGCCUGGCGGUUCUCCUGGCUCAGAGGUUGUGGUUCCUGCCCCUCCUGGGAGCUUUCGCAGUGACCUGGUGUGGGCGCAUUCAGGGCAUGGUGUGCUCCGUCAAUCUACUCUCUCUUCUCCCCAACAUCAGAAUAUUUGAAUGGCCAUGUGUAGCUGCCACGUGCCCGGGGCUUGACCCCCUCCGUGCACACCUUCCUUGUGCUCACCUUCCACCUCCCA